UCUGUUUUAGUUGGGCACAAAAAAUGAAAUUGCCCGUCAAGAUGCUCAGCACUUAACCUUACUUUGAUUUGUUUCCUUAAUCUUUCUAUUCGGCAACUCAAUCCUUUUUGGUGGGAUCCAUCUUCUGGUUUUAUAUGAUACACAAGCUGAAGUCCAUUUACCAUCGUCCUAGUUUCAACUUUUCAGCCGCUUCAAAUCAAGAUUUUUAUCGCUACUUGCAAAGAAAGAUGGCUCGUUCUGCAUUAGAUGAGACAUCAGAUUCGGGGGCAUUCAUUAGAACAGCUUCAACAUUCCGGAAUUUCAUAUCCCGCCAUCCAGAUUCCCAAUUUCCUGCAGAAUCCGGACGAUAUCAUCUUUAUGUGUCAUAUGCUUGUCCUUGGGCUUCCAGGUGCCUUGCCUACUUAAAGCUCAAAGGUCUUGAUAAAAGCAUCAGUUUCACGGUUGGUGAAUCAAAUAGCAUUGCAGAGAAUGCUGACUUGGAUCUGUAUCCCUCAUUUGCAAUCCUGGUUGACGAGACUAACGAAUGGGUUUACAAUGGGAUUAAUAAUGGCGUUUAUAAAUGUGGGUUUGCAAGAAAGCAGGAACCUUACGAAGAGGCAAUGAAGCAGUUGUAUGAAACUCUGGAUAAAUGUGAGCAAAUACUUAGCAAGCAGCAAUAUAUUUGUGGAAAUAUGCUGACCGAGGCAGAUAUCCGAUUGUUUGUCACCCUUAUAAGAUUUGAUGAGGUUUACGCGGUUCACUUCAAGUGCAACAAAAAGCUUCUUAGGGAAUACCCAAAUUUGUUUGACCAUACUAAAGAGAUAUUCCAAAUUCCUGGCAUGAGUAGCACAGUCAACAUGGAGCAUAUCAAGAAGCAUUACUAUGGAAGUCACCCUUCUAUAAAUCCAUUUGGAGUUGUUCCACUUGGCCCAGAUAUCGAUUAUGCUGCCCCUCAUGAUAGAGACAGGUUUGCUAAGUAGGUACCAAAAUCUACCAGUUUCUUUAAAGCAAAUAAGACAAGGUGUAUUUUGUCUUGUGUGUUCUUUUUUUCUGAAAGAAUUAUCUGGUGUGUUUUUGGACGAGGCAUGUAUCCUGUGCAGUUGCAAGUUGUAAUUCCAGUAAUUAGCAGUUGUUAUGUCACUGCAUGUUUUUACUUGUUCGUGGAUGAUAAAUCCACCCCAGCCAAGAAACUUUUACCAA
This is a messenger RNA of Carica papaya (papaya), 1179 nucleotides long. The record is from RefSeq and is a predicted model, not a curated record. Lineage: Eukaryota; Viridiplantae; Streptophyta; Magnoliopsida; Brassicales; Caricaceae.